This is a messenger RNA of Mobula hypostoma (lesser devil ray), 8880 nucleotides long. RefSeq names its product cyclin dependent kinase 20 (gene cdk20). Bases 1314 to 2309 code for a protein of 331 amino acids. NCBI's taxonomy places the organism in Eukaryota, Metazoa, Chordata, Chondrichthyes, Myliobatiformes, Myliobatidae. Gene Ontology annotation, cellular component: nucleus. Gene Ontology annotation, molecular function: protein serine/threonine kinase activity; ATP binding. Gene Ontology annotation, biological process: protein phosphorylation. The transcript is spliced from 9 exons. The record is from RefSeq and is a predicted model, not a curated record.
UGUUGGUGACUUUCCGAAUAGGCGCAUCUUCUCAGAGAACAGAGUGGCUGUUUUUACAUUCUAGGUGAUGAUACUCUAUGUGCGGGUCCCGGGACAGAUCCUCCGAUAGGCUGACGCCAACCUACCGACCCUCUCCGCCUCGGAUCCCCCGAAGAGGACCGGCUCACAGACCUCCAACUUCCUCCUCCUGAGAUCGAUGACGAGCUGCUAUCGGUUUCGUUCACAAUAGGUGCAGGAGUAGGCCAUUCGGCCCUUCGAGCCAGUACCACCAUUCGCUGUGAUCACGGCUGAUCAUCCACAAUCAGUACCCUUUUCCUGCCUUCUCCCCAUAUCCCUUCACUCCGCUAUCCUUAAGAGCUCUAUCUAACUCUUUUUUGAAAGAAUCCAGAGAAUUGGCCUCCACUGCCUUCUGGGGCAGAGCAUUCCACAGAACCACAACCCUCUGUGUGAAAAAGUUUUUCCUCAACUCCGUUCUAAAUGGUCUACCCCUUAUUCUUAAACUGUGGCCUCUGGUUCUGGACUCCCCCAACAUCGGGAACAUGUUUCCUGCCCUUAAUAAUCUUAUAUGUUUCAAGAGGUUGUUGUCGUUACGGCGCCGCUCAGCCUGGUUUGCCAAUCUCCCAGCGACGCACACAAGACGCUCGAGAAACUCGGCAGGCCAGGCAGCGUCUAUCGACAGGAAUAAACAGUCGACGUGUAGAGCCGAGACCCUUCCUCGGGACUGGGGAAAAAGAUGAGGUCAGAGCCGUAAGGCGGGGGGAGGGGAGGAGGGUGGUCGGUUUUGCCUCCGACUUCCACCCUGCCCCCAAAUUUACCCGGUCCAUUUCCGACACCUCCCUCCCCUUUGUCGAUCUGUCUUGUCUCUAUCUCCGGAGGCAGUUUAUCUACUGAUAUCUUUUAUAAACCCAUGGAUUCUCACAGCUGCCUGGACUACACCUUGUCCCACCCUGUCACCUGUAAAAAUGCCAUCCCCUUCUCUCAGUUCGUCCGUCUCCGCCACAUCUGCUCUCAGGAUAUCAAUCAGCUGCCUUUCCCUUUCUUCCACAGUCUUCUGUCCCCUCCUAUCAGCCUUCCCCUUCUCCAGCCCCGUAUCUCUUCCUCCGAUCAACUUCCCGGCUCUUCACCCGCCCCCCGCCCAUAGGACCACAGGAAGGGGGAGGAGGACCGGAGGGAGGCGAUGGGCAGAUUAUGUAUUGCAUUGAACUGCUGCUGCUAAAUUAACAAAUUUCACAUCACAUUCCGGCGAUAAUAAACCUGAUUCUGAUUCUGAAAUCUCGUUAGUUUUGCGAUGAAGAGCCUCACCUUGAGAACAGAUGUGGCGGAGACGGAGGAACCAAGAGAAGGGGAUGGCAUUUUUACAGACGGGAGAGACAGUGGCUUUGAAGAAAGUGGCCCUGCGUAAGCUGGAGGACGGCAUCCCCAACCAGGCCCUGCGGGAGAUCAAGGCCGUGCAGGAGAUCGAAGACAAUCAGUAUGUGGUGAAGCUGAAGGAUGUGUUCCCACAUGGCACGGGCUUCGUUCUGGUCUUCGAGUACAUGCUGUCCGACCUGUCCGAAGUGAUCCGAAACUCCGACCGGCCCCUGACUGAGUCCCAGGUCAAAGGUUACAUGAUGAUGCUGCUGAAAGGAGUGGCCUUCUGUCACCAGAACUCCAUCAUGCACAGGGACCUGAAACCGGCUAACCUGCUCAUCAGCUCGACGGGACACUUGAAAAUUGCAGAUUUCGGCCUGGCGCGGGUCUUCUCGAACGAGGGCGGCCGGCUCUACAGUCACCAGGUGGCCACCCGGUGGUACAGAGCCCCAGAGCUGUUGUAUGGAGCUCGUAAAUACGAUGAAGGCGUGGAUAUUUGGGCUGUGGGCUGCAUUUUUGGAGAGCUCCUGAACAAUUCCCCACUCUUCCCUGGGGAAAAUGACAUUGAGCAACUGUGCUGUGUCCUGCGGGUCCUGGGGACCCCCAACGAGCAGAUCUGGCCGGAAAUCAGGGAGCUCCCGGACUACAACAAGAUCACCUUCAAGGAGAACCCGCCCAUCCCGCUGGAGCAGAUCGUCCCGGACGCCUCGCCGGAGGCUUUGGAUCUCCUCAAGCGGUUUCUGGUCUACCCCUCCAAACAGCGCAUCAGUGCUGCCGAGGCUCUCCUCCACCCGUACUUCUUCACGGAGCCGCUGCCCGCCCACCACUCCGAGCUGCCGAAGCCCCAGAGGGGGGCCAGCAGGACCCUGCAGCACCAGCGCGAGUUCCACAUCGACCGGCCCAUCGCGGAGUCAGUUGUCGCCCCCGAGCUUGUCGCCCCUCACGCCAGGGUGUGGUGAGGAAGGGGUAAGGGGAUGGAUCAGACCCUGCUGCUGCUGCAUAGCCCCAGGAACCUGCAGAGCACUUGGAUGUCUCGCCCUAAACAGAGACUUUAUUGGAAUCAAAUAUAUUAUCACUGAUGUACUUCACGGAAUUUGUUGUUUUGCAGUACAGAGCAAAGAUUUAAAGCACCAUAAAUUACAAAAAAUAAAAAGUGCAAAAGACAAAUAAUGAAGGAGUGUUCAUGGGGUCAUGGACAGUUCAGGAUUCUGAUGGCGGAAAGGAAGAAGCUGUUCCUAAAUCGUGUGGUCUGAGUCUUCAGCUUCCUGCACCUCCUCCCUGGAGAAGAGGGCAUGACCCAGAUGGUGAGCGUCUUUAAUGAUGGAUGCUGACUUCUUGAGGUACUGCCUUCUUGGAGAUGUCCCCAGGGGUGGGGAGAGUUGUGCUGAGUCAACAACCCUCCGCACCCUCUAUUGAUCCUGCACGUUGGAGUCUCCUUCCCAGGUGUGUGAUGCAGCCAGUCAGAAUGCUCUCCACCGUACACCUGCAGAAGUUUACAGACUUUGGUGACAAACUCUAAAUGAAAUUUUGCCCCUGUUGUGCCUUCUUUGUGAUUGCGUCAAUAUGUUGGGCCCAGGACAGAUCCUUUGAGACAUUGACACACAAGACUGCUGAUGUCUCGACGAGGACCGGUGUAUGUGUUCUCCCGACCUCCCUGCCCUGAAGUUCACAAUCGGUUCCUUAUUCUUACUGACACUGAGUGCAAGACUGUUGUUACGACACCACACAUCCAGCUGAUUUAUUGAGCUGGUUGAGUUGGCAGUAAAGAAGCCAAAUGUGAUUCAUUUCAAGAAGGUGAGAUGUAUACAAAGCAAGGAUGCUUUAUGGACCUAGUCAGACCACAUUUGGAGUAUUGUGAGCAGUUUUGGGUCCCUUAUCCAAGAAAGGAUCUGUUGGCAUUGGAGAGGGUUCAGUGGACGUUCACGAGAAUGGUUCUUGGAAUGAAAGGGUUAAUGUAUCAGGAGUGUUUGCUCUGGGAUUGUACUCACUGGAGUUUAGGAUAAUGGGAUGUGGGGGGAUGUCUUUUAAACUUAGUGAAUAUCAAUGCCUAGAUAGAAUGGACGUGGAGAGGAUGUUUCCAAUAGUGGGAUCAGAGGGCACAUCAGAAUCCAAGGAUGUCCCUGUGGAACAGGGAUGAGGUACUUCUUUAGACAGUCUGGUGAAACUGUGGAAUGCAUUGACACAGAAGACGAAGGUUUAAAGCAGAGGUUGAUUGGUUUUUGAUUAGUAAGGGUGUCAAACAUUUCAGGGAGAAGGCAGGAGAAAGGGGUUGAGAGGGAUAAUAAAAUAUCAGCCAUGGUAGAAUGUCGGAGCAGACUUGAUGGGCUGAAUGGCCUAAUUCUGCUCCUAUGCCUUACACCUAUGGUCAACCACUCGAAUGAUCUCUUGUGUACACCUCCUCUUUUCCACCUAAGGUUCAGCCAACAACAGUGGUGUCAUCAGCAAAUUUAAAUGUUCAAAUGUACUUCUAAAUUUAUUAUCAGUGUACACACAUGUCACCACAUAUAGUCCUGAGAUUCUUUUUCUGCAAGCAUACUUAGCAGAUUUAUAGAACAGUAACUGUAAACAGGAUCUGUAAACAUUAGGAACUGUAAACAAAUUGUGUAAAUGCAGAUAAAUAAAUAGCAGCAAAUAACGAGCAUGAAAUGUCAAGACAAAGGAGUUCUUAAGCGAGUGAAGUUAUCCCCUUUUGUCAAGAGCCUGAUGGUUGAAGGGCAGUAGCUGUGGUGGUGUAAGUCCUGAGACACCUGUACCUUUUACCUGAAGGCAGCAGUGAGAAAUAAACAUGGCCUUGGAUGGUGGGGAUCUCUGAUGACGGUUGCUACCUUUUACAGCAACAUUUCAUGUCGAUGUGCUCAAUAGUUGGGAGGGUUUUACCCAUGAUGUACUGGGCCAAAUCCACUACCUUUUGUUGGAUUUUCUGCUCAAAGGCAUUGGUGUUCCCCUAUCAGGCCAGUCAGCACACUCACCAUCACAGAUGGAUAGAAAUUUGCCAAGCUUUCUGAUGACAUGCCAAAUCUCUGCAGACUCCUGAGGAAGUAGAGGCCCUGCGUGCUUUCUUCACAAUAAUAUUUAUAUGAUGGGUCCAGGACAGGUCCUCUGAGAUAGUGACACCCAGGAAUUUAAUGUUACUGACCCUCUCCUUCUCUGAUCCUCUGAUUACUGGCACGUGGACCUCUGGUUUCCCUCUCCUGAAGUCUACAAUCAGUUCCUUGGUCUUUUUGACAUUGAGUGAGAGGUUGUUGUUAUUACACCACUCAGCCACGUUUUCAAUCUCCCUCCUAUAUGCUGGUUCACCACCACCUUUGAUACAGCCCACAACAGUGGUGUCAUCAGCAAACUUGUAUAUGAUGUUGGAGCCACACAGUCAUAGAUGUAAAGUGAGCAGGGGGCUGAGCACACAUCCCUGCAGUGCACCUGUGCUGAUGGAGAUUGUGGAUGAGAUGUUUUUGCCAACCUGAACUGACUGGGAUCUACAAGCCGUGAAUCACAGACCAGACAAUGCUGAUCAAAAUAAUUUAGAUGUCUAUGGUGUGGGUGCGAAUCAGGAAGUGUGAAGUUUUGUGUGUAGUUUCAAGGAAAGUAUUGUAAACAUUGAAUUGUCCUUUGGUGUUCAGCACCUAAAAUGUGUGUAGUGCUAGGCAUCUGCAGACCUAUCGAUCAAAAGCAGCUCCAUGUGAUGCCUGCUCUAUCUUGUUUCGUCAAAUAAAGAAGCUGCUUCAGAUCAGCCAGUACUUUUCCCUGGUGACUUCAUUCAUGCAAAAACAUUUAUAAAUUCAUUUAUAAACAUUUAUAGAUGGUGGUUGAGCUGUGCCCAGCCACACAGACAGGAGUGGAGAGAGUUUAGAGCAGUGGGCUAAGCACGGAUCCUUGAGGCGUCCCUCUGUUGAUUAUCCGUGAGAACGAAAUGUAGUCACAUUGAAGCAGCAAUGCUGUCAUUGGGCAGGAGGUACAGGAGCCUUGCGUCCCACACCACCAGGUUCAGGAAUAGCUAUUACCCUUCAACCAUCAGACUCCUGGCCUGUUUGUCUUCUGUUUCUCAUUGGUAGUUUGUACAUCUUUCUGUGUAGCUUUUCACCAAUUCUACUGUACGUCUCUGUUCUGAGAAUCUCAGGGUAAUAUAUGGUAACAUAUAUGUACUUUACUUUGAUCUCUUGAACUUUGGUGAAAUUGAGGAUCCAGUUGAGAAUGGAGAUCCGUGUCUCAUACAUAAUAUAUUCACCCUCCCACGCACACACACUCACAGAAAAUGAAGCCUUUGCUGUUCUGCAUCGUCUUCGGCUGUCCCUCAGGACUGAGAUUGUACAAGGACUUCUGAAAAUCAAAGCUCAAAGUAAAUUUAUUACCAAAUUACAUGUAUGUCACCAUAUACUACCCUGAGAUUCAUCUUCUUGCAGGCAUUCACAGUAGUCAUCCUGGGUGGGCUCGAGCCACCAACCUUUCAGCCGAAAUGCAGACUGACCCUGCCACAGAGACCUCUUAUCCCCUUGAGCCUGCCCCACUGUUCAAUGUGAUUGUGACUAAAGUGCACUGCUCCUCCACAGCCCUCAGUUCCUCCAAUCUUCUGCCUCCUUUUUAAAUAUCCUUCCCAAAAAUGUUACUGAUCCUCAGCAACCCUCCAGAUUACACUACCCUCUGCGCAAAGUUCCUACUCACCUCAGUUUUAGACAACCAGUCUCCCCUGUAUGGUUCGGUCUGUAACCAGCUUCCCCUCGAUGGACUGUAUGAAGUGAUGAUUAAGAGUUGGGCUUAGACCACUUGGCCCCUUGAGACUGCACUACCAUGCAAUCAGUGGAUCUGCUUGUAACCUCAAUAUGUCAGCCUGUCCUGGUCCCCAACUGUGUAGAUAUCACUAUCAAGAAAGUUCACCAACACCUCUACUUUCUCAGGAGGCUAAAGAAUCAGAAUUACAGUACAUCUAAUAUCACUGGCAUAUGUUGUGAAAUUAGUUAAUAUUAUGGCAGCAGUACAGUGAAAUACAUGGCAAAUAAAUAGAGAAGAAAAACUGAGUUGCAUUAAGGAUUUAUACGUCUUAAGUAGUUAAGUUAAAGUAAGUAUUGCAAAAUAACAAAUAAAAAAGAAGUGAGGUAGUGUCCAUAGGUUCAGUGACCAUUUAGAAAUUGGAUGGCAGAGGGGAAGUAGCUGUUCCCGAGUCACUGUGUGUGUGCCUUCAGGCUUCUAUACCUCCUUUCUGAUGGUAACGGUGUGAAGAGGCCUGGGUGGUGGGGGUCCUUAAUGAUGGAUGUCACACCUUCCUAAAGGACCGCUCCUUGGACAUGUCUUGGAUACUACGGAGGCUGGUACCUAUGAUGGAGCUGACUAAUUUUCCAAGUUUCUGCAACUUACUUUGAUCCUGUGCGGUAGCACCCCCCCCCACCAAAUACGUGAUGCAGCCAGUCAGAAUGUCGCAUGUUCCCAUUGACACACCAAUUUUUAUCGAUGCGCCGUAGAAAGUGUACUAUUCAGAUGUGUCAGGGCAUCUGCUCUGCAUGAGACCACAAGAACCUGCAGAGAGUUGUGAACACAGCUCAGCAAAUCACAGGAACCAGCUUCCCCUCCAUGGACGCUGUCCAUACUUGUCACUGCCUCGGUAAUGCAGCCGGCAUAACCAAAGACCGACCACACACACACACACACACACACACACACACACACACACACACACACACACACACACACACACUCACAAAAACACACACACACACUCACUCACAAACACACACACACACACACAUUCACAAAAACACACACACACACUCACUCACAAACACACACACACACAAUCACAAAAACACACACACACUCACUCACAAACACACACACACACAUUCACAAAACACACACACACUCACAAAAACACACACACUCACAAACACACACACACACUCACAAAACACACACACACUCACAAACACACACACACUCCCACUCACAAAAACACACACACUCACACUCACAAACACACUCACACUCACACUCACAAACACACACUCACAAACUCUCACACUCACACUCACAAACAGACUCACACUCACACUCACAAACACACACACACUCACACUCACUAACGCACUCACACACACACACUCACACACACACUCACACUCACACUCACAAAAACACACACACUCACACACACACUCACACUCACACUCACAAACACACACUCACAAACACACACACUCACACUCACAAGUGCACUCACACACUCACACACACACACACACUCACACUCACAAACACACACACACACUCACAAAACACACACACACUCACAAACACACACACACUCCCACUCACAAAAACACACACACUCACACUCACAAACACACUCACACUCACACUCACAAACACACACUCACAAACUCUCACACUCACACUCACAAACAGACUCACACUCACACUCACAAACACACACACACUCACACUCACUAACGCACUCACACACACACACUCACACACACACUCACACUCACACUCACAAAAACACACACACUCACACACACACUCACACUCACACUCACAAACACACACUCACAAACACACACACUCACACUCACAAGUGCACUCACACACUCACACACACACACACACUCACACUCACAAACACACACACACACUCACAAACACACACACACACUCACACUCACAAACACACAAACACACACUCACAUGCACAAACACACACACUCACAAACACACACACACUCACACUCACAAACACACACACACACACACUCACACACACACACUCGCACUCACAAACACACACACUCACAAGCGCACUCACACACUCACACACACACUCACACUCACAAACACACACACACACUCACAAACACACACACACACUCACAAACACACAAACACACACUCACAUGCACAAACACACACACUCACAAACACACACACACACACACACUCACAAACACACACUCACACUCACAAACACACACACACACACACACUCACACACACACACUCGCACUCACAAACACACACACACACUCACACACCAUUCUCUCUUCUCGCCUCUCCCAAUGGGCAGAAGAUACAAAAAUCUGAAAGUACGUACUGUACUACCACGCUCAAGGACAGCAUGUACCCGUGCUGCUCUAAGACUAUUGAACGGUACUCUAGUUUGAUUCCUGAUGGAAUUUCCUCCAUAGAUGCUGCUAGACUUGCUGAGUUCCUCCAACACUUUGCAUGUGACCUCACAAUCUACCUUGUUACGAUCUUGCACCUUAUUGUUUACCUGCUCUGUACUUUCCCUGUAGCUGUUACAUUUUAUUCUGCCUCGUUAUUGUUUACCCUUGUUCUGCCUCAAGAGCUGCAUAAUAAUCUGUAUGAACAGUACCUACCUUGGAAGAUGUGACAAAAAUAAUUCAAUUCUUCUUUCACUAGUGGAAACAUCUUGACAUCCAUCUUGUCUUGCCCUUUUAGGAUAUUAUUAUGAUAAAUCCUUCUAUAAAAUAUAGAAUUAACCUUUUAAUCAUAUUGUGGAACUGUUCAGGAUUGCUUCCAAUACUG